AUGAGCAUCCUCGAUACGCUUGCUCCUACUGAGCGGGUCCUCUCGACCAAACCUAAUCACCCUAAAGAGUUGACUCCUCAGCCGAUCGUUCUGGACCACCGGCUCCUGCAGCAUCCCGAGGCUGCCCCAGUCUCGUCCUUGCUCUAUUCAGGCUUCAUCGAACAUCUCGGAAGAUGCAUUUACGGCGGUGUAUGUGAUGACCCUAAUGAGCCUGCCUCCAAGUCAUUGCUGCUUGACCAAGGAGACUACCCCGGCGGCACUGGCAAGAAACGACUGGGUCUGAGGAAGGAUGUCUUGAAAGUCUGGGGUAAGAAAGGGGACCUCGAAUGCCCCAUGAUGCGAUAUCCUGGAGGCAAUUUUGUGUCCAAUUAUUUCUGGAAAGAGGCAGUCGGUCCUGUCGAGAAUCGAAGGAAGAGGAGGGAGCUGGCAUGGCAGACGAUCGAGUCCAAUCUCUUCGGUACCGAUGAAUUUAUUGACUGGUGCAGAGAGAGUGGCUGCGAGCCAUACCUAUGCGUCAACAUGGGUACGGGAUCCCUGGAGGAUGCUCUCGACUGGCUCGAAUACUGCAACGGUACUGGAGACACCUACUGGGCCAACGAGCGUCGAAAGAAUACUGGUCGGGAGGAGCCUCACAACGUCAAACUCUGGGGUCUUGGCAAUGAAAUGUGGGGAACCUGGCAAGUUGGUCACCUCACAGCGGAUAGAUACGCCGAAAAGGCUAGACGCUGGGGACACGCACUCAAACUUUUGGACCCAACUAUCCAGCUCGUUUCUUGUGGCAAGGAGGGAUCCAAUGACUGGGAUCGUGAGGUGCUUCAAAAAUGCCUCGAUGUGAUCGACAUGCACUCUAUCCAUCUUUACUCGAUGAUUGGAUACCGAGACAAUGCUCUGGCCGUCAACUAUCCUUACGAGGCGAACGUCUUCGGUCCGGCUGCUGGGGAAAGAAACAUACAGAAUUGCAAAGCGCUUAUCGACAUUGCCAACGUGGAGCAGUGCGCAAAUGGCAAGAAGCCUCGAGACAUCAAGAUCUGUUUCGACGAGUAUAAUGUGUGGGAUCCAGUCGUUGCGAAACCGACCGAGGGUAACGAGCAAAUUUAUACAUAUACCGACAUGCUUGGAUUCUGUGCGUGGAUGAAUCUCUUGGUGCGCCAAUCGAAGGACUGCCCGAUGGCCUGCCUGGCACAGAGUGUCAAUGAUAUCGCGCCCAUCAUCUGCAAUGCCGAUGGCAUCUUGUACCAGUCGAUCUACUUCCCGUUCAAACUCUUCAGCAACUACAUGAAGGAUGGCCAUGUCUUGAGCAUGGCGCCGUUCAAAGAUGUAUAUGAUGGACCGAACCAUCCCGAGAGCACUCAGAUUCUUGGACUUCGACCUUCAUACAUUGACGCUGUAGCCGUCGCUGUCACGGGACAGAACAAGGACGUCAGCAUUCGAAUCAGCUUGCUCAACCGUCAUCCCUCCGCGCAAUGGGAUGCAGUGUUGGACAUAAACUCCAUCGAAAUCAACGACGUGGAGAUUCAUGAGAUCUUCACGGAAAAUCUAGAUUCCGCGAACACGUGGAUGCAACCAGAGCUUAUCAAACCCGAUGUCACAAAGCUUUCGGCUAAGGAAUGGAAUGAACAGGGUGCCAAGCGGACCCUUCGCAACCACUCGUGGGCAUUUAUCAUUAUGAACGGAAAGCCUUCGUCUGCCUAG
Molecule: messenger RNA, 1692 nt
Organism: Kockovaella imperatae
Lineage: Eukaryota; Fungi; Basidiomycota; Tremellomycetes; Tremellales; Cuniculitremaceae
Product: glycoside hydrolase superfamily
Exons: 15
Coding region: 1-1692 (563 amino acids)
Biological process (GO): L-arabinose metabolic process; polysaccharide catabolic process
Molecular function (GO): alpha-L-arabinofuranosidase activity
Source: RefSeq, a predicted model, not a curated record